GUUUUAUAAGCUUUUCCAAAAUUUGUUGGAGAAUGCUAGCAUUAUUUGAAGAAGUAUUUUAUCAUACAACUUGCGAAUUAGUUAACUCAUAUUAGGGGUAUUCUCUUGCUCUUGCAAAACCCGGUGCACGGUGCAAGAAUUGCAGAUUUACAACGGCACAACAACAAACACACGCAGAAACAUAUUUGCAAGGGCUGUAAAAUAUGUCAGACCAAAACCUAUGUAUAUUUGCGUGCAAUGUCACGCAAAAAUAUAAUUGCAACACUCUUGUAGUUGCCAUUUUACAUAAAGACAUAUUACGUCGUUAAAUUGUUGAGAAAGGUAAGUUUUAAAUAGAUUUUAAAAUUUUUUUUUAAUUUUUAAAGAAUUUUUACAGUUUUCCACAAAUAUGAAUAGCGAAGUUGCGCCCCCAGCGAAGAGGAAAAGGCAGCAGCCAAACAAGAAGUGGAAGGAGAGUGAGGUGCACUCUAUAAUAGAGUUUUUAAUGGAAGAGGCGGAAUUUGAGGCUCCAACUGCGCAAUUGUUUUAUAAACGAUUUUUACAUAACUCGCAGUUGGAUGUCUCAAGGGAUCUGGUGCGGUGGAAGGUCCGACAUUUGAAGGCGCAAUACCGUAAAGCCAAUGACUGGCUCGCGUCAGCGGGUGCAGGACUACAAGAUGAAGCUGACGGCAGAACCAUCGAAGCAAAAAUUGCUAAAUUGUGUCCAUACUACGACCAGCUAAGGGGAAUAACACAACGGCCACGCAACCGUUACUGGUUGAAAGCAACCUUCCUUCGCCUCAGUUAAGUCCACUUAGUCCUGCACCGAUCUCCACACCAGUAUCAACAUGCCAACGGUCAAUUCGUCCUCCGAAAUCAUCCGUGGUGGCUAUCCGUGGUGGCUAUCCGUUGAUAAAUAUAAAUUCGAGGAGGAAAAGAAAAUUCAAGAAAAAAAGUUAGACAUUGAGUCAAAAAAAUUAGACAUAGAGUUGAAAAAAACAGAAUCUGAGGAAAAAUUCAAAAUGUUAGAAUUAGAAAUGAAUG
This is a messenger RNA of Bactrocera neohumeralis, 1023 nucleotides long. RefSeq lists its product as uncharacterized. The coding region runs from base 389 to 787 and encodes 132 amino acids. Lineage: Eukaryota; Metazoa; Arthropoda; Insecta; Diptera; Tephritidae. The transcript has 3 exons. The record is from RefSeq and is a predicted model, not a curated record.